AAACGAUGUCCUAAUCUUUGUUGCUGCUCUGACAGUGAACAUUUAGUAACACCGCAGGAUAGCGUACUAUUCAUUAAAAUGCGUCUGUGGAUGCUGUUGAUGGGGUCGACGGUGGGUUUUGUGGUGGUGUCGGCUGCUGGGUUCUGUGAUCCGGCAACGGAGUACGAGAGUAAUGGCCAGUGCUGCCAAAAGUGUGAUCCAGGAACAUACAUGACGUCACACGGCAGUUGCCUGGAGCCUCAGUGCAUCGCGUGUGGAGACAAUGAAUAUCAGGAAUCCUACACAACAGAGUCCAAGUGUAAACGGCAGCCGUACUGCGACCCAAAUAAAAACUUUGACUUUAUUGAGCAUCAUAAGAGCAAAACCCAACGAAGCACCUGUAUGUGCAAACUGGGUUUCCACUGCUCCAGUGAAACCUGCUUAACCUGUGUGCCUCACAGAACCUGUGGACCCGGAUAUGGGGUUCAGUCCAAAGGUGACCAUGCACACGACACUGUGUGUGAAGUUUGCUCCCCAGGGACAUUUUCUAAUGAAACGUCUUGGGAUGGUUCCUGUCAGAAAUGGACAGAAUGCGAGGAUGGAUACCCCGUUGAAAAAAGUGGGACAGCUGUAUCUGAUAAUAUCUGUGCAGAGAAAACUUCCCGGUGGUACCCAGUUUGGAUCUGUUUAGGGGUUUUACUUGUGGCGGCUGUGAUUUGCGCCGCUGUAUUGAUCCUGUGCAAACGCAAAGUGACUCGAGAUGCAGAAGGAGAGAUGGAGGGCUGCAUGAAGUCGUGUCUCGAAGGGCGAAAGAAGCCAGAGCAGACUGCCAAAAAAAUUACAAACCCCACCUCCGAAGAUAAGUCAAAAGUCAAUUUGGUAAAUGAACAUUUGCCCGAGGAAGUCGACGAUAAUGUGGAUGAAGAAUCGGUUGGGUCUCCAACUUUUACUGAAAAGGGUAAUUUUCUGAGGCAGGAGGUUGGAAAAGACGCGAUCCUCUCGCGACAGGAAUCACAAACACAAUCAUCAGAGAUAUUCUAAAGAUGUUCGUCAUGAAGCUGCUGAUAGAAUGGAGUUUUAAAUGAUAUCUGUGUUUGAUGUGUCAUGUCUGAGAGACUUGAAGCAGUCACAUCCACCUUUUCAGAAUAUGAGUCAUCAGUCACUUAAAAAACAAAGUUUGUCACCUAAAACAUUCCACAGACAGUCCGAGAGCGCACCUGAAAAAUAAAAAGGGGUGGGGGGAGUUUCAGCUCAUGAAGGAAAAA
This is a messenger RNA of Thalassophryne amazonica, 1244 nucleotides long. It is a transcript of the gene cd40, whose product is annotated as CD40 molecule, TNF receptor superfamily member 5. The transcript is spliced from 9 exons. Gene Ontology annotation, molecular function: CD154 receptor binding; antigen binding. Gene Ontology annotation, cellular component: CD40 receptor complex; external side of plasma membrane. The record is from RefSeq and is a predicted model, not a curated record. NCBI's taxonomy places the organism in Eukaryota, Metazoa, Chordata, Actinopteri, Batrachoidiformes, Batrachoididae. Gene Ontology annotation, biological process: cellular response to tumor necrosis factor; CD40 signaling pathway; positive regulation of B cell proliferation. Bases 79 to 1020 code for a protein of 313 amino acids.